GGAGUCCGGAGGCGCCCAGUUUAGGGAGAAACACACACGGGCAACUUCAUCCGCGCGCGCUGCUCAAACACACACACACACACACACACCGCGGAGAGCGAGGACAGGACUUCCGGUGACUUCAGCCUGAACACAGAUAAAAGAAGAUUCAUUCCAAGGAUUUAUUUAUAGAAAUAAAAGCGGGAAUGUUUAUUAAUGGUCUGAUUAUUUAAUCAGGUAAUUAAACUAUUGAUGAAUUGAUUGAUUGGUGUUUGUCAGGCUCGCGGCGUCUCUCGCAGUGCGCACCGAAUACCCACGGAGCGCGCGACCUGACCGCCGUGGAAAGUUUUCUUCAACAUUAACUAACUCAGAUUGGAGGAAACCCACAAACCCCUGGAGCUUCAUGAUCUUUCACGGACAGAAGGAAAACAAACAAACAUGAUUUCCUUCGUUUUAUUUCCGGCGAAGAUGAUGGUCAGCUGCUCUCGCGCGGGAUGAGGAAGAUGAUGGUGUUAAAGCAGCACAGAUACAGUACGGAUUAAGUACGUAGUUGGACAUACAUUUAUACACACACUCACACACACACACACACACACACACACACACACACACACUCUCACGAGGAUGAUGGAGAUGAAGACGCAGCGGUGUGUGUGGAGAAACCAGUUCCCGGCUCUAGUUCUUCUGUUCGGCUGUCUUUACCGGGUGAGUGCGGGGCGUUCCAGCUCGAUGUCAGAGACACUUCCUCGUUUCUCGUCCUCUUUUUCAUCAUCUCUCCCCAUUUCUUGUCAUCUGCAUGGUGCCGACUUGUCCUUCUUCCUGGUCAGUGACUCUCCACAGGAAGUGAUGCGCAACGGAACUCUCAGCUCACUUACUCAGCCUCUCUAUCUCCAUUUAUUGCACUCUGGCUCCACCCCUUCACUGUCUGUCAACUGUAGCUAUAUCAACAUCACUGCCGAGGCCCUGGUACCUCCGGAGCUCAUGCAGGGGGUGGGGCUAACUCCUGGAGCAGGCCCUGUCUCUUCCUCGAAACCUUUAUUGAGCUGGAAAGUAAAAGCUCACCUGCUAAGCUCAUCAAUUGGGGCAGAGCAACCUCAGGUAUAUGUUUUGUUCUAUAUGAUUGGACACAGGUGGAAGGAGGCAGACCUUCCUCUGGAGAACUUACCGUAUGUAUGCGUCGUGGGGACACGGGAUCAAUCGGAUGACUCCAUCUCCGCUGCUUGCAGACUGCAGGGUAUUCUGGGAAUGUGUGUUGUCCAGCUAAAUGUCCCUAUGUCAUGGUUCAGUCCGGUGCUGAGUCGCAGGCGUCUGCAGGAGCCGGCUAUUGAGCUGCAUUACUCCCUGUGGCUUGCAGACGGUGGGGACGCUGAGUGUGCAGGUGGGAGGGACCGAGGAAAGGGCGUAGGGGACAUGCAGCGGAUCGGGUUGGUGACCCUAUCCUCCGGGGAUAGUAAGAGUGAUGGGACGAGGGUGAGAUUGGACAAGAACGUGGAGAUCAUCAUGCCAUCUCUCCCCGUUAAACAGGGACAGAAGGUCAAAUUCAAAAUCCUGAUGAACACUGUGUCUACCACCGAACAGCUCACACUGAGGGCGCAGUACGGCGAAGGCAUCAACUACGUAGCAGUAAAACCCAGUAACCUGGCGACAUGGGAAAUCAAACAGGAAGUGGCUCCAGGCUCCGCCUCCUUUUCCAUAUUCUGUGAGAGGAAGCCAUCCAAUGAGAGGAUGGACGGCUCCUUCGAGGAAGUGAUGGUGGUGGAUUUUGAGAUGGAUAACUUCAUCACACUGCAGGCAUCUCACGCCAUCCUGUGGAGAGUCGAAUAUCCAUCUACAGGAGAAACGGCAGAAUCCGUCACACUGGUUUAUGUCAGACAGAGGGACAUCCUGGGCAUUGUUCCCCUCGCUGAGGACACAGAGAUCCUAAACACAGCGAUUCUUACUGGCCAGCGCGUGUCACUCCCUGUGAAGGUGGUGACUGUGGAUCAGGACGGGACCGUGAGAGAGGUUGAUGAUCCAGUCACCUGCAGGUCCACUGAUGAAGAUGUUCUGAAGGUGUCUCCAGCCUGUGAUGAGGUGUAUGUGAAUGGUAAAGAGAUGAGGGGGCGUGUCUCUGUGCAGGUGAACUUUACAUACCUAUACUUAAACAGCCAAUUAGAGUUAAGCGUCUGGGUGCCACGGUUACCACUGCAGAUCGACGUCUCUGAUGUGGAAUUGAGUCAGGUGAAAGGAUGGAGAGUUCCAAUCACAGGAAACAAGAGGCCGACGCGGGACAGUGAUGAUGAUGAAGAUGACGAGCGCAGGGGGAAGGGCUGUACACUGCAGUAUCAGUACGCUCUCGUUCGUGUUCUCACACACCUGGUGGCCGAGCCAAGUGACCCCGCACAUGACCUCAUCCACAUGCUGGGCCCUGAUUGGUCAGCUGAUAUCACUGACCUGGUGCUGGAUUUCCUCAAAGUGGAGGACGAGCGAAUCGCACGACUCACAGAUGGACGAGUGUUAAUGGGUAGGGACCUGGGCAUCACCACCAUACAGGUAAUCUCUCCUCUGUCCGACUCCAUCCUGGCUGAGAAGACCAUCACUGUGCUGGAUGAUAAAGUCAGUGUGUCUGAUCUCCUCGUUCACAUCGUCAGCUCUCUCUCCAUCUCGCUUCAGCUCAGUCCACAACACCAUAACGCUAUUUACAUCACUGCUACUGCUAAUGACCUGCUGCAGACACACAAACAGGAAGCAUUGAUCAGUGCAUGGGUUCAGUACAGCGAUGGCUCCGUGACUCCACUCAACAUCUAUGACUCGAAAGACUUCACGCUGGCUGUGACCUCACUGGAUGAGAACGUGGUCUCCACCAAUCAGGAUCAGCUUCACGCCUGGCCAAUGGUGACCGCAGAGCAUGAAGGUCAGGGGUCACUGGUGCGUGUAGAGAUGCUGAUCUCGGAAACGUGUCAGAAGUCCAAAAGGAAGAGUGUUUUGGCGAUGGGGGUUGGAAGCGUGAGGGUGAAAUUUGGCCAGGAGGAAAAAAACAGGGUGCAGGGCGAGGGAAGAUACAGCGAUUUGGACAACGGCACCAGGGAACAUAAACACCAUGUCCAAGUUUUAGAAGAAGAAACUGAUGAAGAUGGAGAUGGAUGGAAGUUCACAAAGGCAGAGGAAGUUGCUCUUAGGAAAGUCAGCACUACUACAAAGUCCUCCAUAACCAAUCAGGUGAGCAAUAAUGACAGGGGGGAAGGGCAGAUUAAUAACCCCACCCAGGAUGAGAUCCCGAGUGACGAGCUGGCAGCAAACCCGCGGCGUCUUUCAGACCUGGAGAUCGGCAUGUACGCACUGCUCGGUGUCUUCGGCCUUGCCAUCCUCGUCUUCCUCAUCAACUGCAUCAGCUUCGCCUUCCGCUACCGACACAAGCAACUUCCUGUUUUGGACCGCGGGACUCUUAACCAUGCCCAUGACUGGGUGUGGCUGGGGAACGGGGCGGAGCAGGAUCGGCAUCAAGGUGACGCGGAGCUCACCACAACGGCCAUCGAUCGCAACGAAGGUGUGGAGGAGAGCAAAUAUCUACUGAACCUCAACCUGAAUGGGGGCGGGUCUCAGAAAAGAAGCUCCACCCAUACACAGGAAGGGGCGGAGCCGAGCGUGAAAAAGAGAGUCAAAUUCACACCUUUCACGACAGUGAUGACGGACGAGAGCAUGCCGUACGCCAACGUGAUAGGAAACGAAGACGAUAUAAAGUGGGUUUGUCAGGACGUGGAUGUGGGGACCUAUAUGGAGAGACUGCAAGACAAUCUGUGAACAAAGGAAUUAAAAAAGCAGAAAGAGAGAGAGAGAGAGAGAGAGAGAGAGAGAGAGAGAGAGAGAGAGAGAACAGACUCAAUACAAACUCACCUGUAAUGCCUUUGCACAGAGGAGGAAUAAAUUCACCCAGACUGGAGAGAGCAAGAAAAAAGAUGACAAUAAUCAAGUGAAAGAUGAACAGAUUAAAUGUUUAUUCAUUGACUUUAUUUCAUAAAAAACAUGUUUAAGAUUAAGAAUAAAUACACUAAGAAAUAAAAAAAGCACAGAGAAAGAAAGAAAGAAAGAAAGAAAGAAAGAAAG
Silurus meridionalis is the source of this 4062-nucleotide messenger RNA. Its product is annotated as transmembrane protein 132D. The record is from RefSeq and is a predicted model, not a curated record. Lineage: Eukaryota; Metazoa; Chordata; Actinopteri; Siluriformes; Siluridae.